ACUCUGUCUUUUGUGCCAGCAGCUUUCAGAGUGCGUGACUAAUUUGUAGCCUGGCAUCUGUCCUGCUCCAGCUCCGAAUGGACCACCCAGCAAUAUGCAUAUAAGCAUGUCCUCUCUCUCCCCCAUUCUCUCCGACACGCGCAUGGAGAUAAUUCUCUCAUCAUCACCAUGGCUAGUACUCUUACCUCCGGUCUUCCUCUCUGUUCUUCUCUUCUCCUACUUGUACACCGCCCUAUGGCUAAGGCCGGAGAGGCUCAGGCAGAAACUGAGAAGCCAAGGAGUGAGGGGGCCCAAGCCUUCUUUCCUUUUCGGAAACAUACCAGAGAUGAGGAGGAUCCAGAAACUUCCCACCUCUGAUCGAGAACAGGAAUUAGGGAGGUGUACCGACCGUUUCUCCUCGAAUUUUGUGGCUACUCUAUUCCCUUACUUACUCCACUGGAGCAGAGUUUAUGGUUCCAUCUACUUCUAUGCCACUGGAAGCAUACAAGUUCUAAACGUAACAGAUUCAGACAUGGUGAAGGCACUGGCCAACUGCAAGGCUUUGGAUCUUGGAAAGCCUUCCUUUUUGCAGAAAGAGCGUGGAGCUCUUCUUGGUAUGGGAAUUCUGACCGCAAAUGGUAAACUAUGGGUGCACCAAAGAAAGGUUAUUGCACCUGAGUUCUUCAUGGACAAGGUUAAGGGAAUGGUGGAUUUGAUGAUGGAUGCUGCAGUGUCAAUGUUGAAUUCAUGGGAAGACAAAAUUGUGAGCCGAGGAGGCAGAGCAGAGAUUGUGGUUGAUGAUUUCUUGAGAAACUUCUCAGCUGAUAUCAUAUCAAGGACUUCUUUUGGAAGCAGUUUCACUGAAGGGAAAGAGAUAUUCUACAAUAUUCGUAAACUUCAGAAAGCAAUGGCAAAGCAGACCAUGCUUAUUGGAGUUCCUGGAAACAGAUAUUUACCAACAAAGAGCAAUAGAGAGAUUUGGAAUCUGGAGAGCUGCAUCCGUACCCUUAUUUUAAACGUUGUGAAGAAGCACGAACGUGAUUCAGAAACCUCUCCAAAUAAGUUUCUCCUGCACUCCAUCAUUGAGGGUUCCAAGGCCGCUUCCUUCUCUUCAUGCACGCCCGAGGAUUUCAUUGUCGACAACUGCAAGAACAUCUACUUCGCAGGGCAUGAGACAACCUCGAGCACUGCUGCGUGGUGCCUGAUGCUUCUUGCGUCGCACCCUGAAUGGCAAUCCCGCGCUCGGGUGGAAGUCCUUGAAGUUUGCCAUGGGGAACCGCUAGACUUUGACAUGCUACGGAAGUUGAAAACGUUAACAAUGGUGAUCCAGGAGACCCUCCGCCUCUACCCUCCAGCCUCCUUCGUCACCCGGGAAGCUCUGAGCGACAUCAACCUUGGCGGCAUCGACAUCCCGAAAGGCACCAACAUCAGAGUCCCGAUCGCUCUGGCUCACCGGGAUCCUUCUGCGUGGGGCACCGACUGCGACAGGUUCAAUCCAGGCAGGUUCGCCGGCGGCAUAGCGCGCGCCUGCAAGCCCCACCACAUGUACAUGCCCUUCGGGGUCGGUCCCCGGACAUGUGCCGGCCAAAACCUGGCGAUGGUUGAGCUCAAGGUCGUGCUGUCGCUCGUUCUGUCCAGGUUUGAGUUCGAGCUCUCGCCAAACUACGUGCAUUGCCCGGCGUUCAGGUUGACAGUGGAGCCCGGGGAUGGCGUGCCGCUGAUUUUUAGGAAGCUAUGAUGGCUCAUUCAUUAUUUUUGUUGGAAAAUUGUUGAAGCUUUGCGGGUGUUGCGUGUUAUGUUGUGUGGAUAACAAGACCAGGCAUGUCUGGGAGGAACGGCUGGACAUCGACUGUGAAUACAUGUGUUGUUUUACAUAAGACUAAGAAUAACAAGUAUUGUCACUU
Messenger RNA from Lolium perenne, 1883 nucleotides. RefSeq names its product cytochrome P450 714C2. The record is from RefSeq and is a predicted model, not a curated record. Gene Ontology annotation, molecular function: monooxygenase activity; iron ion binding; heme binding. NCBI's taxonomy places the organism in Eukaryota, Viridiplantae, Streptophyta, Magnoliopsida, Poales, Poaceae.